Benincasa hispida (wax gourd) is the source of this 2902-nucleotide messenger RNA. RefSeq names its product acyl-CoA dehydrogenase-like protein (gene IBR3). Gene Ontology annotation, cellular component: cytoplasm. Gene Ontology annotation, biological process: fatty acid beta-oxidation using acyl-CoA dehydrogenase. NCBI's taxonomy places the organism in Eukaryota, Viridiplantae, Streptophyta, Magnoliopsida, Cucurbitales, Cucurbitaceae. Gene Ontology annotation, molecular function: flavin adenine dinucleotide binding; acyl-CoA dehydrogenase activity. The record is from RefSeq and is a predicted model, not a curated record.
UUUCGUUUGAUCCGACUAUUAAAUACAAAUAGCACAGAUUUAAUCCCAUCAUUGGCUUGCGUGCUCGUUCUUCUUGCUCUUGUUCAUCCAAUUUUCCUUUGAAAUUCUCGGGAUUCUUGUCUUCUCAAUCCUCUACUGGUUCUGGAGUUUCUAGCUAUGGCGAAGCGUACAUCUGAUCUGCUUGGCCAUGUUCGUCCUGCUCACGAGCUUGACCCCAAUGCCUUGCUCCGCUACUGCUCCUCCAACGUUCCUGCUUUUCCUCCCUUCCCAUCUAAUUUCCGCGUCUCUCAGUUCGGACAUGGCCAAUCAAACCCCACUUAUCUAAUCGAAGUUACUUCCGGAGCUUCUUCGAUGCGGUAUGUUCUGAGGAAGAAACCUCCCGGGAUCCUGCUCCAGUCUGCUCACGCCGUCGAGAGGGAGUUUCAGGUUCUUCGAGCAUUGGGUGAUCACACACAGGUGCCAGUUCCUAAAGUUGUCUGUCUGUGUUCUGAUUCAAGCGUAAUUGGUACUCCAUUUUAUAUUAUGGAGUACUUGGACGGACGAAUAUUUUUAGACCCCAAAUUGGAGGGAGUUGCUCCUGAAACUAGAAGGGCAAUAUAUUUAGAAGCUUCCAAAAGUUUAGCUUCUCUACAUUCAGUUGAUGUAAAUGCUAUCGGUCUAGGAAAAUACGGGCGGCCAGAGAAUUACUGUAAGCGACAGAUUGAGAGGUGGGCAAAACAGUAUAUUUCAUCAACCAGUGAGGGUAAAGUAGAUGGAAAUCCAAAAAUGUUUGCACUAAUUGACUGGCUACGAGCACAUAUUCCUUCAGAAGAUUCGUCAGGUGUCGCAGCUGGCUUAGUUCAUGGAGAUUUUCGAAUUGAUAAUCUUAUAUUUCAUCCCUUUGAGGAUCGAGUGAUUGGCAUUCUUGAUUGGGAACUAUCCACGGUGGGAAAUCAAAUGUGUGAUGUUGCUUAUUUCUGCCUGCCUUACAUUUUGGACUUGCACUCGGACCUUCCAAAUACAGCAAAUGGUUUUAACAAUAUUGGAACUUUAGAUGGGAUUCCUUCAUUAGCAGAAUAUUUGGCUCAUUACUGUUCUGUCGCUGGAAAACCAUGGCCAUUUUCUGCUUGGAAGUUUUAUGUCGCCUUCUCCAUUUUCCGAGGAGCUGCAAUCUAUGCUGGAAUUUACAGUCGAUGGAUUAUGGGAAAUGCAUCAGGAGGUGAGAGUGCUCAGAAUGCUGGAGAAAAAGCAAGUGCUUUCAUUGAUGCUGCUUGGGCAUUUAUUGAACAAAAAUCUUUGCUUCCUGAGAAUCCCCCAUUAGAUUCAAUUGUACAAGUUGAUUCACAACAUACCAGGAAGGAGAAUGAAGAAUGGGGCAUUCUCAAAGAUGGAGGAAAGUUUGUCCCCAGUAAAAAGGUCAUGGAGUUGAGAACCAAAUUGAUUAAGUUCAUGGAAGGUCAUAUAUAUCCUAUGGAAAAUGAAUUUUAUAAACUUGCUCAGUCUUCCUCACGCUGGACCAUUCAUCCAGAGGAAGAGAAACUAAAGGAGAUGGCUAAGAGAGAAGGCUUAUGGAACUUGUGGAUACCUUUUGAUAGUGCUGCUAGAGCAAGGAAACUGCUUUUCAAUGGAACUAGCCACAUCCUUCCUGCUGGUGUGGACAAUCUUCUUCUUGGUGCUGGCCUCUCCAACCUUGAAUAUGGAUACCUCUGUGAGAUAAUGGGUCGAUCUAUUUGGGCACCUCAGGUGUUUAAUUGUGGCGCACCUGACACUGGAAAUAUGGAGGUAUUGUUGCGGUAUGGCAACAAACAACAACUGCAUGAAUGGCUCAUUCCUCUGCUUGAAGGAAAGAUACGGUCUGGAUUUGCAAUGACUGAACCCCAGGUUGCAUCCUCUGAUGCAACAAAUAUUGAGUGUUCAAUUACAAGGGAAGGAAAUACCUUUGUCAUCAAUGGAAGAAAAUGGUGGACAAGUGGAGCGAUGGAUCCGAGGUGCAAAAUCCUUAUAGUUAUGGGAAAAACAGAUGUUACCGCUACUCUACAUAAGCAACAGUCCAUGAUCAUAGUUGACAUCCAGACUCCAGGUGUAAUUAUUAAAAGACCACUCACAGUAUUCGGCUUUGAUGACGCACCUCAUGGCCAUGCUGAGAUAAUAUUUGACAAUGUGCGUGUUCCUGCAACGAAUAUUUUACUUGGAGAGGGUCGUGGAUUUGAAAUUGCGCAGGGUAGGCUUGGUCCAGGAAGGCUGCACCAUUGCAUGAGGUUGGUAGGAGCUGCAGAGCGAGGUAUGCAGUUGGCAGUUCAGAGGGCCCUUAGUAGAAGAGUGUUUGGAAAGUUGAUUGCGGAGCAGGGUUCCUUCCUUUCAGACAUCGCCAAGUGUCGUGUGGAACUUGAGAAAACGAGAUUGCUGGUUUUGGAAGCAGCUGAUCAGUUGGAUCGGCUAGGAAACAAGAAAGCACGUGGAACAAUUGCAAUGGCCAAGGUUGCAGCUCCAAAUAUGGCAUUGCAGAUUUUGGACAUGGCAAUGCAAGUCCAUGGAGCAGGUGGCCUGUCUUCUGACACCGUUCUUGCUCAUCUCUGGGCUUCUGCAAGAACCUUGAGAAUAGCAGAUGGCCCUGAUGAAGUUCAUUUGGGAACCAUCGCCAAGUUGGAGCUUCGAAGAGCCAAGCUUUGAAAAUUAAAAGGAAAAUUCUAGGUACCAUUCAUUAGAAGAGGAUAUUAGGUGAUAAAACCUGUGAAAGGUUAAGGAAUAAGAUAAAGAAGGGAAAUAAAAGGAAGAAGAGAACUGAGUCGAUGAUUCUUCUGUUUUAUAUUGAUGAAAUCUGUUCUCGUGUAUAUUUCUGUUUAACUGGGGGAUCUGUAAGCUCAUGUUGUCACUAUUUUUAUUAUUUAUAUUGAGUUUAAUACAAUAUUCGCGAUAAGAUAUA